AGUGAUGAUGCACUGGUACUCAGUCSUCCUCAGAGCUUAUUUGUUGCAGUGGAUUGAUCAUUCAGCGAGCCUUCAUGGGCUCUAACUCAAACGUGGACAGAAAAGAGAAGCACACGCCUCUCAGCURAGCUGUUUGUUUAAUGGAAGAUGCUUUUGCAGAAGGAGAAGGCAAAGYGGCGAGAAGGUUAACCAGCUUGUUUUGCUCAAUCUCAGAAAAGUUGGAUCUGUGAGGGAUAAAAAAAAUGACAUCUCCUGGUGUCACGCCACAGAAACAUGGGGACCURAUCUACAUCUCCAUUGAGACGUUCAUUGCAGUGGCCUCUGUUUUGGGGAAUGUUCUGGUUGUGCUGGUGGUGUACGUGAACCGGGCUCUACGCAACACCACCUUCAUCUUCAUCGUGUCCCUGGCUGUGGCGGACAUCGCCGUGGGAGCUUUGGUCAUCCCCGCGGCCAUCGUCAUCAAUAUGGAAUUCAGGACUCAGUUCUUCACCUGCCUCAUCCUCUCCUGCCUGCUGCUGAGCAUCACCCAGAGCUCCAUCCUGUCCCUGCUGGCAAUAGCCAUCGACCGAUUCCUGCGCAUCAAGAUUCCCACAAAGUACAGCAUCAUAAUGACCCCGGGGAGGGCAUGCGUGGUGGUCUGUCUGUGUUGGAUACUCUCCUUCCUCAGUGGAUUGCUUCCAAUGAUCGGCUGGAAUAACCUCAACAGUGGAAAUCUAACCGGCUCCAGUGAGAUAGUCUGCGUGUUCACGAAUGUGAUUCGGCUGGACUACAUGGUGUACUUUAACUUCUUUGGCUGGGUGGUGGUCCCGCUGAUUAUAAUGAUCAUUCUGUAUGGGGAGAUCUUCCGACUGAUCCGAAAGCAGCUUAAUCGCCGUGCCGAGGCCACUUGUGACGGAGAAAGGUAUUUCCGUAAGGAACUGAAGCUGGCCAAGUCCCUGGCCUUGGUGCUCUUUCUUUUCAUUCUGUGCUGGUUGCCAAUACACAUCAUCAACUGCAUUAAUUUGUUCUGYGCAGAGUGUAAAAUCCCAAAACUUGCUUUAAAUACAGGAAUUUUCAUGUCACAUGUGAACUCAGCCAUCAACCCGAUGGUUUACGCGUUCAGGAUAAAGCGUUUCCGCCUCACAUUGGUCCAAAUACUCCGUCGCUGCGUGUUGUGCAGGCAGAUGGAGCCCACCCCRUGCCCCACCAGCACCUGUGCACCUGAAAAAACGGAUGUGAAUCUUUAACAUWGAUUGCAACAUUUCAUUCUUUGAUGUAGUCCCAGUGGGGUUACACCAAUAAAAACUAAGAGAUGAUUAUGAACCACUGGAGACGGAUCCAUUAAAAGAAACAGAGCACUUAAUGAGUUGGUGGACAUGUUUGCUUGUGAUACAGUCACAUGUUUUUGAWUGUC
This is a messenger RNA of Austrofundulus limnaeus, 1393 nucleotides long. RefSeq names its product adenosine receptor A1. Gene Ontology annotation, cellular component: synapse; plasma membrane; dendrite. Bases 243 to 1226 code for a protein of 327 amino acids. The record is from RefSeq and is a predicted model, not a curated record. Gene Ontology annotation, molecular function: G protein-coupled adenosine receptor activity. Gene Ontology annotation, biological process: G protein-coupled adenosine receptor signaling pathway. Lineage: Eukaryota; Metazoa; Chordata; Actinopteri; Cyprinodontiformes; Rivulidae. The transcript is spliced from 2 exons.